CAUUAUGUCAAAUUGCAUGAGACUGGGGUCAAGGUCGAUUGUGGCUCCUCUCAAUGCGCAUUGAGUAAAGCGCACCGCCACACAGCACGCAACUGCGGCUGCCCAAGGACCUAUCAAGAGAUCCAAAGGAUACAGAAUCUAUAUCGGACCAGAUGCCCGGCCUGCGAGAGUGCCGCCUGGAAGAUCGUCGAGCGCGAGUCUGGGCGACAAUACUAA
Molecule: messenger RNA, 216 nt
Organism: Postia placenta MAD-698-R-SB12
Lineage: Eukaryota; Fungi; Basidiomycota; Agaricomycetes; Polyporales; Adustoporiaceae
Exons: 2
Source: RefSeq, a predicted model, not a curated record